CAGAUGUGAAAGUGAAAGUUAAUCUGAACUAAAUCCAUUUGCAUGGGCGUUGCGUUGGAUUGGGUUUUCUAGAAGAAAUUACAUUAUAUUUGGAGUCUCAGUAGAAUCAUUUAUAUGAAUUGAGAUUUCGGGUGAACUCAUUAUAGGCUACUUAUUUCUCUCUAAAAGGACCAAAGCAUAUCCGAAGUUGGAAGAGGGAUACCGCGCCUUACGGCAAAAUGGGUUCUCUGGAGAGGCACAUGUGCCUUGUGGUCGCUCUUUCUUUGUCAUUGUGUAACGCUGAACCUGAAAGCCUCGUGGUUGUUGUCAGGUCGCCCAUCUCGGUGCCCCGAGGCCACACGACCACAUUACCAUGCUGGCUCAACCCUCCACAAAGUGCAGAGGGUUUGGAGGUACGUUGGUACCGUCCCAAUCACUUUGACUCCCCGGUCCUGCUUUACCUUGCCAAAAAGUUUGACAAUGCAACCCAGGAAGCUUCAUUCAGGGGCAGAGUGUCAUUUGGCUUAAAGGACGUCGUGUCUGGGGGGCUGAAAGCAGGGGAUGUGAGCCUGAAGCUGACAAAUGUGACGCUUGAAGAUGCUGGAGGAUACACCUGUUACGUCAGCAGCGACCAGGUUUAUGAUAGUACAAGUGUCAGUCUCAAUGUGACUCAAACAGGAACCUCCCCUCUUCUGUCAGCUGUGCGGAGAGAAGAUCACAUGGUGAAUGUGAGCUGUGAGUCUGAAGGCUGGUAUCCAGAGCCUAGUCUGCGCUGGUCGGAUCCAAAGCAGGCUCAGUCCUCAAAAAACACAAAGUACAGCAAAGACUCUUCUGGUCUUCUGUCGGUCCACAGCUGGAUUCUGGUCUCCGGCUCCACAGAGGUUUCCUGCUCAGUGGGCCUCUCUGGUCCCGAGGCAAAGUGGGCAAGAAUGCGCCUGGAAAAACCUCCUCAAGCUGAGUGUGGAUCCUCACAUGGUGGAUGGAUAGCUUUCGUACUCCUCCUCAUUUUGAUGUUAGCUCUACUUGGAGUGUACUUCUACAAAAAGAGAGUGAAGAAAGCUCGAGUAAGACGUGACAACGAUGAAGAAAGUCAAAAACUUCUCACAAGAGGAGACAUCCUGUCACCAGAUCUAUCACACUUCAACUAUGCAAAUGUGACCCUUGAAAAUGUGGGAAAUCCAAACCUCACAGUCAGGGGUUGUAUGGUGAGAGAUGCCGGCUGCCCAGGUAUACCUGGUGGAACCUGUCUCACAGCUAUCAGAGGAACACCUGGCUUCUCCUCAGGACUACACUACUGGGAGGUUUCGAUGGAAAAUAUCAAUAACGUUAAAAUAGGUCUGAAAGAGUCCUGGUGGGUAGGUGUUACAAGUGCAACUGAGAUCUCUCAGGAUACCUCCCCAACUACAUCGAAUGGUUUCUGGUUCUUGUCGUCUUCACCUGACAGACCCGAUAGAUUUCAGUUUAGCACCGAACCAAAUGUUUUACUUCCCGUCCGUUCCAGGCCUCAGACAGUUGGUGUCUAUUUGAACUAUGACAGUGGAGAGCUUUCAUUUUAUAAUGCCAAGGAUAAAAGUCUCAUUGGAUCUUUCAAAGCGAAUUUCACUGGUGAAGUUUUUCCACUUUUCAAUCCUGGUGUGGGUGACACAGCACCUAUGACGAUAUUACAGAGAGAGAAACACAGUGAGAAUAAUGAUGUGCAAGAAAACCCACUACUUCCCAAACACCAACCAUGACUAGUGUUAAAACAUGUCUGUACACGUAUAUAGUGCAUCAAGUCUCUUGCUUCAAAUCCAGAGAAAGUUCCAGAAUAAAAGAAUAAAUGUAAACGUAGAAACCACAACUGAACUCCCCCUCCUCCAAAUGCAUGCCCUGCACCUACUUACUGAAAUGUCGAUAGGCCUAUCUCAUUACUAUGUUAACGUGUCGUUUAUUUACACAGCACAUUUCAGCAACCAGGCAGUUCAAAGUGCUUCACACAUGACAUCAGAAGCAUUGCGACAAAAGGAAAAAUAAUCGUUAAAAUGGAACUUAAAAAAAAAAAAACACAGAGAAAGAAACAUAAAAGCCAAAAUAAGACAUUCAAAUACAAAAUAUAUAAAUAACCUCAAAUAUAUAACUGCCUGCUCUGAGCUCCUCUGUGUUAUAUUGCUCUGGAGUCCAAACUACACAGUCUUACAUUUCCAACAGACACAGGUUCACCUGCAACCUCCUAAACCACAGCCCUAAUGUGCCCUGGAAACCCCACCCAGGUGUGCUGUAUUGGAAUAAAAGUAUGUUGUCUUUGUUCCUUUUUAAACAGUUCUGGGAACCAAACAUGUAUGAAUACUCUUUGGUAAGGUCACAUAUUAUAUAUAUACAUAAAAAAAACUUGUUUUUGUAACACUAAUAUGUGUCUCUAGUCUGUCUACAAACCCCCUAAUUAUGAGAAAAGUCCAUCAUUUAUUUUGCCUGCUCCACUUUUCAGAAAAUGUAUACUCAAACAGGCCGUUUAGAGAUUUACCCUCCAUGACAUCACAAAGGGCAGUAACCCCUCCCCCAGGUGGAUGACACUCCCACAGCUAGUUGUUUGUUCUGACCUCUCAGUCUGCUUUCUCCCUGUAAAAAAUUGGGCGUGGAGCGAGAAAGCCUGAGCCACUACUCCUUCCAGAGAGCGGUGUGCUCAGACACAGCUCAUUUACAUAUUUAAAGCUACAGACACAGAAACAGUCUGUUCUGAGCAGGGCUGAAAUAGACUAGUUUAUAGACAUGCUAAAAUACAGGAUCAGAGGGGAUUUAUACCAAGAGACUUCAAAGACGUGUUUCGAGGACCUUUGCCACUAAACUUGUUGAAAAAGAAUUUAAUGUGACCUUUAGAGCAAAAUGAUUGAUUGUCUUAUUAGCUCCAACUGAAAACCAGCUGAAUGUGGAAUUUAUAAAAGUAAAAGAAAGGUCUCAUGACAUUCCAGUUUUAUGAAUUUGUAAAUAUUUUAGAUGAUGAAUAAUUUAAUUCUUGCAUGAUUUAUACCUCACAUUUGUACCAUGCUCUGAAUUCAGCAACCACUUCUCAAGGACCAACACAACUGCAGCGUCUAAGUUACUCUGAAGUGUUGUCAGAAGAUUUGGGCAGAGAAGAUGUU
Labrus mixtus (cuckoo wrasse) is the source of this 3095-nucleotide messenger RNA. Its product is annotated as butyrophilin subfamily 3 member A3-like. Gene Ontology annotation, molecular function: protein binding. The transcript has 9 exons. The record is from RefSeq and is a predicted model, not a curated record. The coding region runs from base 219 to 1712 and encodes 497 amino acids. Lineage: Eukaryota; Metazoa; Chordata; Actinopteri; Labriformes; Labridae.